Molecule: messenger RNA, 987 nt
Organism: Astrephomene gubernaculifera
Lineage: Eukaryota; Viridiplantae; Chlorophyta; Chlorophyceae; Chlamydomonadales; Astrephomenaceae
Source: the annotation of a GenBank genome assembly
AGCACAACAUAAGAUAUAAGCAACCACUGUGCUCCAACCAGACUUGUCCUCAAGCCGUACUGCAUACGGUUUCCUCUGUGACAGCUGGGACCGGUGAACCGCUUGUUGGACAGGCUUCUUACGUGGAUUGUUCCGUAUGAUACCUCUUCGCUAUUGUACCGACAACUGACGGCAGAGCUUGGCGGGAAACCUUCAUGCCUGGGUCUCCACCUAUCGAAAUUGACGAUGACAACGACGAAGAGGGCGCAGGGCGCCCUCAAAGUGCCGCAGCUAACGAGCAGAACGGUGCCGCUCCUGUUAUGGGAAGCGAAUGCAUGAUUUGCCUUGAACCAUACGAGCCUGAUGGGGAACACAAGCUUGCAGUCCUAGCAUGCGGCCAUCACGCAGGCAAACCAUGCUUACAACGCUGGAUUCGAGACAGAAAAUGCUGCCCCACCUGUCGCAAAAGGGCCAAGGCAAGUCACAUCAUUGUAAUUUACAACCCGCCUACGGUGGUCGUCAAGGAGGGCGCGGCAGCAAUGGAGGCAACUAAGGGCGCCGCAGCUCCUGGAGGGGACCCGCAAAGGGAGGAGAUGCUGCAAGCGGUUCAGCGCGCGUACAGCAAGGCGCAGCAGGAGGCUCUGAAGCAGGCCGCUGCCAAGGAGCAGUCCGAGCGGGAGGCCCGCAGGCAGGCUGAGGCGGCUGAGAGGUCGGAGCGGGAGGCCAAGAGGCUGAGGCUGGAGCUGCAGGAAGCGCAGCGGCAGAUGGCGGCACUGCAGCAGCAACAGCAGCAGACUGUACAGCAGCAGCAGCAGCACCUGCAGUACCCCUAUCCGCAUGGUGGUGGUGGGAACGCUCCUUGGCAUGCCUCCCAGCAACAGACGCAGCAGCAGCAGCAGCAGCAGCAGCAGCAGCACAACCCCCAACGCAGCAUGCAGCAGCAGCAGCAGCCCCCCAUGCAGCCCACACAUGUCAGCGGCGUGCUGCUGCCUCCGCUGGCCACAGGAG